This is a messenger RNA of Salmo salar (Atlantic salmon), 2251 nucleotides long. RefSeq names its product homeobox protein MOX-1. Gene Ontology annotation, cellular component: nucleus. Gene Ontology annotation, molecular function: DNA-binding transcription factor activity, RNA polymerase II-specific; RNA polymerase II cis-regulatory region sequence-specific DNA binding. The record is from RefSeq and is a predicted model, not a curated record. NCBI's taxonomy places the organism in Eukaryota, Metazoa, Chordata, Actinopteri, Salmoniformes, Salmonidae. Gene Ontology annotation, biological process: positive regulation of transcription by RNA polymerase II; somite development.
GAAAACAGCCAGCCCAGUCGGCAGGGAGUGUGUCAGUGUGUGUGCAGACGCAGGGGCUAACCUAACACUCCUCUAGCAGCACAGCUAGUCAGAUCAUUUGUCCUCUCGCCGGUGUGUCUGAGAGUGUGUGUGAGUGUGUGUGGAGACUUGAGGAGCUGCUCUCUACGACGUCACACACGUGAGAGGGAGACCCACUAAGAAGAGGAAGGUCUCCAUCCUUACACAUUGGACUCAGGACAGUCAACAAGCCACAGUCAGUGACAGACAGACAGACAGACAGACAGACAGACAGACAGACAGACAGACAGACAGACAGACAGACAGACAGACAGACAGACAGACAGACAGACAGACAGACAGACAGACAGACAGACAGACAGACAGACAGACAGACAGACAGACAGACAGACAGACAGACAGACAGACAGACAGACAGACAGACAGAGUAACUUCUUCCAGAGUUGGAUGUGCUGGGGAGAUGAUGUGCGUUUGAAACCAACAAGCUGAAGUGGAUAUUAACCCCGUAUUGACAGAACCGGAGAACUCUCUGAAGGGACUGUCAGUUCUCAGCAAGGACUUCACUCCAGGAGUGUGUGUGUGAGUGUGUGUGUGUGUGUGUGUGUGUGUGUGUGUGUGUGUGUGUGUGUGUGUGUGUGUGUGUGUGUGUGUGUGUGUGUGUGUGUGUGUGUGUGUGUGUGUGUGUGUGUGUGUGUGUGUGUGUGUGAGGGAGCAUUUAUCGGUGUUUAUCAUCAUGGAUCAGCCAGCCAGCAGCUGCAUGCGGAGCGCCCACCCCGGCAGCCCCAUUUGGGGGUGCGUGAGGAACCCUCACCCCGGAGCGGGGCUCCAGUCGCCCUACCAGCAGACCCCCUUCUCCCUGCACCAGAAGCCUGAGUUCCUGGCCUACACAGACUUCUCCACCUCCUGCCUGGUGCCCGCACCCCACGCCAGCUUCCCCCGCGAUGACAGACUCUACCCAGAGCCCCAUGCGGGCUUCCAGAGGGCCGACUGGCAGUUCCCCCCGUGUGAGACGCGGGGUCGGGGGCAGGAGGCCUGUCCGGUGGAGCCCGUGGCGGUGGGUGGUGGAGGAGUGGUGGGGGGCGUAGCGGGGGAGAUAGACAGCACAGGUGGGGACAGGCUGCCAGGGGCAGUGACCGGGUGUCUGGAGGGGGAGUACUCGCCACAGAUUAUGGCAUCGGCCGACACAGAGAAGAAGAGCUCCAAGAGGAAGAGAGACAUAGCAGAUAUUCAGGACUUCAAGGUGGACUCUAACUGCAAAGCGAGGAAAGAGCGCACAGCGUUCACCAAGGAGCAGCUCCGGGAACUGGAAGCGGAGUUCACCCACCAUAACUACCUGACCAGACUGCGUCGCUAUGAGAUCGCUGUCAACCUGGACCUCACGGAGAGACAGGUGAAGGUGUGGUUCCAGAACAGGAGGAUGAAGUGGAAGAGGGUGAAAGGAGGACAGCCUGCUUCCCCUAACGACCUGGAGACAGACGACAUAGACUCUGCUGCCUCACCCAGCUCAGAGUGAGGGGAGACAGGCUGUCCUGAUAGGAGUCCCCCCCAACACAAACAUCCAGAGAACACCAGCCAUCCUAUAAUAUCCCUGGAGAGUCGGUUGCUGGAGCAAAGCAUUUCUUAGUCAGUCUGAACCCCAGCGUUUCCCCUUUUGUAAAUACUGUAGUACUUGGUCUGGCAAGGUCCAAAGUCUUUUUUACACUUCUCUGUCGAAUGAGGACAAUAUUAGAUCUAACGUGAAAGGGGUUGUAAUAUUUUCUCUACCCAUACAAUUUAACUCCUGGAGCAUUACUGCGAUGGGAGUAUUGGAAUAAAUAAAUUAAGGAAUGGAUUAAUCUUAGUGUAGACUACAUGUUGCAGUUUCUCACCUUGGCCGAGUUAGCACUUGUCACUCAGCGAUGACAAGUCUGUGAUUAGAUUUUUUUUUUUAGAACAUCUCCUCAGUUCUCGAUCCGUAAUCAUGGCCCUCAAUGCUUGACUGCAGCCACCUGCGGACACUCAAACCGUUUCAGUGUUGCCAAACCUUAAGUGCCUCAAAAUCUGAUUUCAUUCAAAGUUGUGUUGUUAGGUUUUCCUAGAAUACACUUUUUCUGUCAAACAUGUUUGUCUUAUUUUUUGUACUUUUCAGCUUUUUUUUCUUGCUUUUUUAACAUUUGAAAGAUAUUGAUAAAAUACAGAUGUUGCCUAUUGAAAUCUGCUAAAAUGAAUAAAUCAUUUAAAAAAAAUUAUAAAA